Messenger RNA from Astyanax mexicanus (Mexican tetra), 1366 nucleotides. RefSeq names its product tropomodulin 4 (muscle) (gene tmod4). Gene Ontology annotation, biological process: myofibril assembly; muscle contraction; pointed-end actin filament capping. The coding region runs from base 147 to 1178 and encodes 343 amino acids. Gene Ontology annotation, molecular function: tropomyosin binding. The transcript is spliced from 10 exons. The record is from RefSeq and is a predicted model, not a curated record. Gene Ontology annotation, cellular component: striated muscle thin filament; myofibril. Lineage: Eukaryota; Metazoa; Chordata; Actinopteri; Characiformes; Acestrorhamphidae.
GGGCAAAAGAAAAAAAAAAAGUAAUGCAGCUCUCCGGUUCCAAAGGCUGGGUCAUCCCUCCUGUAGGCUUUAGCACUGACUCUGAGUUCAGGGCUCUCUGUUUCUGGGCCAGUGGUGUGUGGCAGGAGUAAGAUCAGGCAGCCAAGAUGUCAAAGAAUGAUCCUCGGGACAUCGAUGAGGAUGCCAUCCUCAGGGGCCUCAGUGCAGAGGAGCUGGAGCAGCUCGAUUAUGAGCUCCAGGAGAUGGACCCUGAGAAUGCCAUCCUCCCAGCCGGCUUCCGCCAGCGUGAUCAAACCAAGAAGAGUCCCACAGGGCCAUUUGAUCGCCAUGCCCUGCAGGACCACCUGGAGAAACAGGCUCUGGAACACCAGGACAGGGAUGACCUGGUGCCCUUCACCGGGGAGAAGAGAGGUAAGAAGUUUGUUCCAAAGCCUGGAUCAGGACAGAUCCCUAUGGAAGAGCAGAUCACCCUGGAACCAGAGUUGGAGGAAGCUCUCAGAAAUGCCACAGAUGCUGAGAUGUGUGACAUUGCUGCCAUCCUGGGAAUGUACACACUGAUGAGCAAUAAACAGUACUAUGACGCCCUGGGCGCUACUGGCAAGAUUGCUAACACAGAGGGCAUCAACAGUGUGGUGAAGCCUGAUGAGUAUAAGAUCUACCCUGACGAGCCUCCCAAUGACACUGAUGUUGAGGACACGCUCCGCAGAAUCCAGAAGAAUGACAGCGGCCUGACAGAUGUCAACCUCAACAACAUCCCGGACAUUCCCAUCCCAACACUAAAAGAGAUCUUCAAUGGUAUGAAGCGAAACACUCACGUACUGAGUCUCAGCAUUGUAGCAACACGCAGUAAUGAUCCUGUGGCUUUUGCUGCUGCAGAAAUGCUGGCAGCGAACUCCACACUGCAGAGCCUGAACAUUGAGUCCAACUUCAUCACCGCAACCGGAAUGAUGGCCAUCAUUAAAGCUCUUGCUAAAAACAACACCCUUGCUGAAAUCAAGAUUGACAACCAGAGGCAGAAGCUGGGAGACUCUGUAGAGAUGGAGAUCGCUUCUAUGCUGGAGAAAAAUCCCAGCAUCCUGAAGAUAGGCUACCACUUCACCCAGCAGGGCCCUCGUGCCAGAGCAGCCAUAGCCAUCACUAGAAACAACGACUACUUCCGGCAGCAGAGGGUAAGAUGAGUCAAAGGUUGGGAUGGCCUCCCUUUUGGAGCACUCAAGACUGUCGGUGACACAGAUUGCCCUUCCUAGCCUUAGCCAUUCAUCACUCCUCACUGUGAAUAUCAUUGACUUCUCCGCUCCGUUUUCCUGGACACAGGAUUUCAUUAAGCCAAAUCUUUUCUGACUGAAUAAAGAUCAUGUGCCUUCAA